UCCUACAGAGCCAAUUCCCCCCCAACCAGUUCUUUCUCUUUCAAUCAUCAACACCCAAAGAAUCCGAACCCAAACAGGCUCUAUUUUCUCUCGUUUUCUUUUGCAGGAAAAUGUCUGCCGGACUUGGAAAAUGCAGCAAAAUCCUUCACAUUGUUAGGCUAAGACAAUUGCUACGAAGGUGGCGUAACAAGGCCCGCAUGUCAGCGAAUCGCGUACCGUCGGAUGUUCCCGCCGGAUAUGUGGCGGUGUGCGUUGGCAGCAGUUACAGGAGAUUUGUGGUGCGUGCGACGUACCUUAACCAUCCCAUCUUCAAGAACAUACUUGUCGAAGCUGAGGAAGAGUACGGAUUCACUAACCAAGGUCCAUUGGCUAUCCCAUGCGACGAGUCCGUGUUUGAAGAGGCGCUUCGACUCAUCUCACGGUCGUCGGAAUCCGGACGCUCAUCUCGGUUCGCGAAUCUCGAAGAUUUUCAGAGCUACUGCCACGUGGACAUCAAGAAAAAACUUGAUUUUUGGACUGAAUCUCAACCUCUUCUUCAUGGAGUUGGCAAUAAAAGUAUAUGGUAAGCAAAUAAGGCAUGAAAAAAUUUGAAGUUAACUGGUUUGAUUGAUUCUGACCCGGUUUGACUCAGUCCGAGUUAUCUCGCUCGUUCGUUUCGUGGGGAAACGAAAUCUUGAAGUGAAAAGUAAAAAAUAAAAUAAAAUACAGUGGCCGACUGAGUCUACUGAUUCGAAGUUGAGUUUACUAAUUUUUGGGUUUGAUACUUGCCAAUAAGGAAAGGUAAGUAGGUGGGUGUAUAUUUGUGUAAGAUUUGAGGUGAGUCGUGAUAUAAAUUGCUGCGGAGAAUGCAUGGAGAUGGCAAAAUGGGGGGUGAGUUAUCCGCCGAGUCGUCCCGGGUUCUGAAUAGGAGUUAAAGAGGAAGAGGAAGAAGAAGACUCGAAGUUGAAGUGAUUGUUAAUUACUCACUGUUGUAAAUUAUGUGAUUUAUUGAUUGUUUUUUCCUUCGAGCA
Mangifera indica (mango) is the source of this 1010-nucleotide messenger RNA. Its product is annotated as auxin-responsive protein SAUR50-like. The record is from RefSeq and is a predicted model, not a curated record. The transcript has a single exon. Gene Ontology annotation, biological process: response to auxin. NCBI's taxonomy places the organism in Eukaryota, Viridiplantae, Streptophyta, Magnoliopsida, Sapindales, Anacardiaceae. Bases 111 to 566 code for a protein of 151 amino acids.